AUGGCGACCGAAGGAGCUGGCGCCGCGCCCGAGCCCAACAAGGAGCCCACGACGAAUGGGACACCCAGCCCGGGCACGCGCAAUGUGAGCAAGGCGAAGAGGCUGCUGCCCAUGGAGCUGCGGAAACGCCGUCGGGCCGCUAAGCUCCAAUUAUCCGCUGACAAGAAGAGAAAGGUGGCGCUGGGAGUAGCAACUUCACAGCAGACUCCUCAGAAAACUACCAGGUAG
Molecule: messenger RNA, 228 nt
Organism: Phytophthora sojae
Lineage: Eukaryota; Oomycota; Peronosporomycetes; Peronosporales; Peronosporaceae
Exons: 2
Coding region: 1-228 (75 amino acids)
Source: RefSeq, a predicted model, not a curated record